Messenger RNA from Acomys russatus (golden spiny mouse), 1471 nucleotides. It is a transcript of the gene Zfand6, whose product is annotated as zinc finger AN1-type containing 6. The transcript has 7 exons. Lineage: Eukaryota; Metazoa; Chordata; Mammalia; Rodentia; Muridae. Gene Ontology annotation, biological process: protein targeting to peroxisome. The record is from RefSeq and is a predicted model, not a curated record. The coding region runs from base 179 to 850 and encodes 223 amino acids. Gene Ontology annotation, molecular function: polyubiquitin modification-dependent protein binding; DNA binding; zinc ion binding.
GAAUGAAUCUGAAGUCUGCUGCAGUAAAACACUGAAGGCUUUAAAAUGUUUUCUUGCAUAAAACUCAAACUUUAAGUAGCUGCUUAUGAGGAUAGGGAAGGCAGGAAGCUAAUGUCUGUCUCAAGACACAGGACAGCUGUUUGCUCAUCAACCUCAACUGUGUGUGCAACAGAAGAACAUGGCUCAAGAAACUAAUCACAGCCAAGCACCUAUGCUUUGCUCCACUGGCUGCGGAUUUUAUGGAAACCCUCGUACAAAUGGCAUGUGUUCGGUAUGCUAUAAAGAACAUCUUCAAAGACAGAACAGUAGCAGUGGUAGAAUAAGCCCACCUGCAGCUUCUGUCAGCAGCCUGUCUGAAUCCUUACCAGUACAGUGCGCAGAUGGAAGUGUCCCAGAUGCUCAGUCAGCGCUAGAUUCUACGUCUUCAUCUAUGCAGCCAGGCCCUGUAUCAAGUCAGUCUCUUUUAUCAGAAUCUGUAGCACCUUCCCAAGUGGACAGUACAACUGUGGACAAAGCAGUAUCCGAGACAGAAGACCUGCAAGGACCCAGAGCAGAGGGCCUUGUUCCUCUUGAAUGUGAUCCUCCAUCUUCAGUAUCAGAUACAACACAACAACCAUCUGAAGAGCAAAGCAAGUCUCUUGAAAAACCAAAACAAAAAAAGAAUCGCUGUUUCAUGUGCAGGAAGAAAGUGGGACUUACUGGGUUUGAAUGCCGGUGUGGAAAUGUUUACUGUGGUGUGCACCGUUACUCAGAUGUUCACAAUUGCUCUUACAAUUACAAAGCUGAUGCUGCUGAGAAAAUCAGAAAAGAAAAUCCAGUAGUUGUUGGUGAAAAGAUCCAGAAGAUUUGAACUGCUGCUGGAAUACAAAAUCCUUUGAUCAUCUGCAAACUAAAAAUUGACUUGAGGUUUUUUUUCCUAGUCCUUGGGAAUGUAGAGCACCGUAUCUUGCAUAGACCUUUGAAUCAUGCAUGUCAUCAGAAGAAUAGAUUUUUGUUUUUGUUUUGAAAAUGACUCUGAACAUUUAUUUCCAUUGCAGUUUCUGUGGCUGAAAAGAAGUAUUAUCCUUUUAAGAUCAUUUUAAUUUUAGUUGAGUGCAGAGGGCUUUUAUAACAAAUGUGGAGAAAUUCUGGAGGGCUGUGAUUUUUCCAGUAUUAAACAUGCAUGCGUUGAUCUUGCAGUUUAUUUCUCAUUGUGUAUGUAUAUAUAGCUUUUCUCUGCAGCACGAUUCCCUUUUGAUAAUGCCCUUCUGGGUACAACUAGUUAUCAGUAACUGAAUGUAUCUUAAUCAUAUGGCUGCUUCUGUUUGUUCUGUUUUCAUUAACAAAGGUUAUACAUAUGUUAGCAUAUAGUUUCUUUGCACCCACUAUUUAUGUCUGAAUCAUUGUCACAGGAGAAUAUGUGCUGACAACAUUCUAACUUUGUGGUUUUUUGUUUUUGCUUUGUUUUGUUUUGUUUUUUGUUUUUUGUUUU